Messenger RNA from Kwoniella shivajii, 2565 nucleotides. RefSeq lists its product as uncharacterized. NCBI's taxonomy places the organism in Eukaryota, Fungi, Basidiomycota, Tremellomycetes, Tremellales, Cryptococcaceae. Bases 1 to 2565 code for a protein of 854 amino acids. The record is from RefSeq and is a predicted model, not a curated record. Gene Ontology annotation, molecular function: steryl-beta-glucosidase activity. Gene Ontology annotation, biological process: ergosteryl 3-beta-D-glucoside catabolic process. The transcript has 5 exons.
AUGUCACCACCACCAACUCGAUCUCCAGUGACUGGUAAUCCAGUGCCAGAUCACUACAUCCAUUCAGACACAAUUCAUUUUCGAGAUGUACACGGUCGAUCGUUAUUACUUCGAGGUGUAAACCUGUCUGGAUCAGCCAAAAAUCCCAAUGGACAACCAUCACAUAUCAGAGAAAACUUUUGGGAAUCAGCCGAAAGAGGCCAAGGGGAUUUCAUCAACAAACCUUUAAACUUGGAGGAUGGUUCAGCAGAUAUACAUUUAGCUAGAUUAAGAGCAUGGGGUUAUAAUAUGUUGAGAUACGUGUUCACUUGGGAAAGUUUAGAACAUCAAGGUCCAGGUAAAUAUGAUUUUGAAUAUAUGGAUUAUAUAAUUAAAGUGUUGAAGAAAUGUAAAGAGUGGGGAUUCAGAGUAUUCAUGGAUCCUCAUCAAGACGUUUGGUCAAGAUUUACAGGUGGAUCAGGUGCACCAUUAUGGACUUUAUAUGCCUGUGGAAUGGAUCCAUACAAUUUAACACCAACUUUAUCAGCAUACAUACAUUGUGAAUAUCCCAAUGCUGAAAAUCCUAAACCACACGAUUUCCCAGCGAUGAUUUGGGGAACGAAUUAUACUCGAUUGGCAAAUCAAACUCUUUGGACAUUGUUCUUUGCUGGUAAAACAUUUGCACCAAAAUGCAUAAUCGAUGGAAAAAACAUACAAGACUAUUUACAAGAUCAUUUCAUUGAUGCGGUAGGUACUUUAGCCAAAAAAAUCGCAGGGGAAGCCCCAGAUUUGCUGGAUGAAUGUAUCAUCGGUUGGGAUAGCGUGAACGAACCGGGAGAGGGCAUGAUAGGACAUUUCGAUCUAUCAAAAAUACCAGAUCAACAACAAUUGAAAAAGGGCCCGAGUCCUACACCGAUAGAAGGAAUGAGAUUAGGUAUGGCAAUACCUCAAACUGUUCAAACUUGGAACUUCGGUUCAAUGGGUCCUUACAGAGGUGGACAUGAAUUGAUAGCUCCAAAAGGAAAGAAACUGUGGCUAGCUAAAGAAGACGAGGAGACCAGAGGCGGUGGGAAAUGGGGUUGGAAAAGAGGUGAAAGUUGGGAAUUGGGCCAAUGUAUAUGGGCACAACAUGGAGUGUGGGAUUCAUCAACGGGAGAUUUACUUCUUCCUGAUUAUUUUACCACUUCACCUGAAGAUAAAACAAAGCAAGUUGAGUUCGUAGACGAUUUUUGGUCAUUACAUUGGUUGGCUUAUUCUUCAAGAGUAAGAUUGCAUCAUCCAGAAGCAAUUCAUUUCAUUCAAGCUCCGGUACUUAAACAACCCCCUACAUUACCAAAAUCAUUUUUGAAAGAUAGAGCAUGUUCAUCACCUCAUUUCUAUGAUGGACUGACUUUGAUGACUAAACAUUGGAAUUGGUUUAACGCAGAUUCAAUUGGUGUAAUCAGAGGAAAAUAUUGGUCAAUCGUUCAAGCUGUCAGAGUAGGAGAAGGUAAUAUAAGAAAUAUGAUGCAAGAUGAAUUGAGCGUUCUGAAACAGGAUACAGUGGAUGUAUUAGGUACUUUCCCUACUCUAGUGGGAGAAAUCGGCAUUCCCUAUGAUAUGGAUAACAAAAAGGCUUAUGGAUAUGUCGAUGGGGGAAGAGGCGAGGGUGAUUACUCCAGUCAACAAAGAGCAUUAGAUUGUUCGAUGAAUGCUUGUGACGGACCUAAUUGCCUGAAUUGGACAUUGUGGAAUUACGUCCCCGAUCAUAAUCAUGAAUGGAGUGAUAACUGGAACGGCGAAGAUCUUUCAUUAUGGAGCAAAGACGAUAUCGCUCGUGAAACAUAUACAGAUCAAGCCAAAUCUUCUCCAAAUCCAUCUUCGACGGCCGAUCCCACGUUAUCAUCAUCCACAUCCUCUUCGGCCACAUUGGCAGUUGCGGGCUCUGCGACACCGAAAAUCCCUUUUACACCAGAAUCAAUCUCAGCUGGAGAUAUACCGUCUUCAUUGAUCAUCGAUGGGACAAGAGCGGUAGCAGCUUUCUGUAGACCAUACCCAAUCAAGACUGUCGGUACACCCGAUCGAAUGGAUUUCGAUAUCGCCACUACUACUUUCAAAUACACAGUCAAAGUAAAAUCUAUUGACAUUUCAUCUCAGCAAAUAGCAACUGAAAUAUAUGUUCCAUAUGUUCACUAUGCUUCCAACUUGAGUAACAGUAAAUCAGCAGGAGGAACCGGUGGAUACAAUUCAAGAUCGUCCUCGAGGAAUAACUCAAGAAUAGAUUUGAUGAAUACCAAUAACAGAAAUAGUGGUGAGGAGAAUAAAAAGGGCGAUACGAUCAACCCAUCUGUCAGAUCAGUUAGGACAUCAGCCAAUGAUAAUAACGAUGACAAUUUAGAAUUGGAUAUCGAUAUAAAAAUAUCUCAUGGAAGAGUCGAAAUUAAUGGACAAAAGAUAACUUGGUUUUAUGAUGUACCUACAAACAAUGUAGAAGAAAUCUAUUCUAUUCAAAUCAAAAGGAAUGGAGGUGCAUUAAGGAGAGAUAUAGGUUGGAUACAAGAAGGAAGUUGGUUUGAUGUAUGUCCCAGUAGUUGUAUUAUCUCUUAA